This is a messenger RNA of Acanthaster planci (crown-of-thorns starfish), 3411 nucleotides long. Its product is annotated as glutathione hydrolase 1 proenzyme-like. Gene Ontology annotation, biological process: glutathione catabolic process. Gene Ontology annotation, molecular function: glutathione gamma-glutamate hydrolase. Lineage: Eukaryota; Metazoa; Echinodermata; Asteroidea; Valvatida; Acanthasteridae. The record is from RefSeq and is a predicted model, not a curated record. Gene Ontology annotation, cellular component: plasma membrane.
AUGACAGACCUAGGAAAAUUGGAGAAAGGGUCAAAUUUCCCCCUCAAAAAGCAAGCAUUUUUUGCAUUUGUAUGAAGCACUUUGGAAGUACACGAUGCAGAUCAAACCCAACAUAAGGCACUGAUUCUUCAUUUUUGCACACUGUCACAGAGUGAUGUUAAAUCGGAAUUACUUUUAAAUUAAUAAUACCGUAUAAUUUUGGCCCUAAUUGUUGAAAAGAUGAACAUGGUAUUUAGCAGUGAAACAAGAUUUUAUUUUCCUGAGCCGCCACACCCAAACAUUCCUGAAGUCAGUCAACCUUACCAGAAUGAUGGGCUGAGUGCCAGUUGAGUUGUCAUCGGUAGAUGUAGCCACUUAUGCAUUAAUUUGAAUAAUGAAUAUUUAUGAAGGGUAUAGUACACAAAACAUUUUGAGUUCUUUGGAAUAAGGCGUGGCAGUGCAGGAAUUUUUCCUUCGGGUUUAAAAGAAAAGAUAUGGGUGAUGUGAUCAGUUCAUUGCUGGAUUCCGAGGAGAGGGCAGCGGCCAGCCUCGAUGACUUGUAGUCGUGAGUUGAGUUAGUCUUGAGAUGAGUGACUUCUAAUUAUGCAAGUAGAAUAAACUACAUGUACAUUUAGACUGUUCUGAGAAACGGAAAGCCAGGAAACGCCCAGUUCCUGGUUUUACGUUGAGAGGAAGAGGGAGUCGGUUGACCGGUGUUGACAAAAGGGUUGGACCGCGGCGGCGGGACGCAGAAACUUGCCGAGUCAGCCACAGGCCACAGAAGCCGACUACAACACGAGCGAGCCCACACAAUAAAUGCUGUGACUUCAUGAGCGCCUGAGCGCACGUCACAGCAACAGUAAAAGAGGUGACACGCAAAAACAUGGAGAGCUUGGCCAGAAAGCGUACCAUUUUGAUCGUCAUUUUCAUAAUCAUCGCCUUGUUGGCUGCAGUCGGCCUAGCAGUGGGUCUUACACUGGGUCUACGUCAUGACACAGCUCCAAUGGAUGGAACAGCGCCUGUACCGACGGACAGCCCAGGGAUCUACCGACGAGGAGCGGUGGCUACAGAUUACGGUCCAUGUUCAGAAAUGGCAAGGAAUAUUCUCAUUGCUGGCGGCUCAGCCGUGGAUGCCUCAAUAACAGCUAGCCUCUGUCUGGGCGUGGCCAGUCCUCAGAGCUCGGGGCUCGGUGGGGGUCUGUUCAUGGUCAUCUACAGUAAGAACGGCUCUGCAGAGACCAUCACUGCUAACGAAGCUGCACCGGCAGCGUCGCACUUCGACAUGUUCGUCAAUAACACGGAUGAAGCCAAUUACGGAGCUAGAGCCGUGUCUGUACCAAGUGAGCUGGCCGGAUUGUGGACGGCGCAUCAGAAGUACGGCGUGCUGCCGUGGAGAGACCUCGUUAGACCGGUCAUUGACAUGGCCCAAGACGGCUUCCCGCUCGCAUGGCACACCGAGUACUGCCUGAAAACUCUCGAGGAGAGUUUCGACCGUUGGCCGAUUCUAAGGGAACUGUACACAAAGCCUAACGGAUCUUUGAUGAAGACGGGUGAUAUCUUCACGCCUCCAGCUAGUCUGGUGCAGACGCUGCGUGCCAUCGCUGAAGAAGGGAUGUCGGCCCUUCACGGUGGAGAAGUGGGUCGGAAACUUGUCCAGGACAUCCAAGAUCAAGGUGGGGUAAUGACAAUGGACGAUUUGCUCAAUUACCGCCUUUCCUCACAACCACCUGUGGUAUUAAACAUCAGCGAGGGUCAGCGCCGUGUGAUGUCCACGCCCGUCACAUCUAGUGGCAACCUUCUGCAAUUUACCAUUAGCGUUAUGGACGAGUGUAACUUGGCCACCGUGAACUUCAGCUCAUACGAGGGCAAACUCAAGUUGUAUCACUAUUUCAUUGAGGCUAGUACCUUUGCCAUCGGUCUGCGACUUCACAUUGGAGAUUUCGGCAAAGCUGAAAAUGACAAGGCUGUAGCCGCCUUGUCGUCUAAGGAGUACGCCCAGACUAUCUGUUCCAUGAUCAACGACACUUACGUCACUUACCAAUCUGACCGGGAUUACGACACGUUCAACGAUCUGCCGGAGACCGCUUCACCGGCCGACAGAGUCAGAAGAGCCGCCUCGGGGCAAAACCAAGCCGCUGACGUGGAGGCUUGGGAUGGUAUGUUCGGUGAGGACGUCAUGGACGGUGAUACCAGCCACCUUAGCGUGUAUUCUGAGCAAGGAGACGCCGUGUCUCUGACUACUUCUGUAGGACGAUACUUCGGUAGCAGAACCUUUUCUAACCAGACCGGACUCUUCCUCAACGGCCACAUGGGCAACUUCUAUUACAACGGCCGGUCACCAUCAUGGGAGGCCAAUAGGCUGUCCCCAGGCGCCCAUGCAAUGUCCACCAUUUGCCCUGCCAUCGUGACUGACCAAAAGGGAGUCCUCGGAAUCCUUGGAUCAUCAGGAGGUAUGAGGAUCAUCUCCACUAAUGCAUGGGUGAUUCUUCGUUCACUGUGGGGUAGCGAGUCUCUUUCCGAGAUAAUCGAUUCUCCCAGGGUGUAUGCCUACCGAAGUUCCUCGCUCAACAAGACUUACUACGAAAAGAACUUCCCAGAGGAUCUAGUUGAAGGACUGAAAGCCAUGGGCCACAACAUGGAGUUAACCUCAUCCUUCUCGGCGGCCCAGGGAAUUCUCGUCGGGCCAGGGCCAGUUAUUCAAGCUCACUCGGACAGACGUAAACGGGGCUACGCUGCCGGCUACUAGCCGAUUCCCCUCUUGAAAAAGUCACGAGCGGUAUACUGAUUUCUGUCCAACUUUAAUUGAUAGGCAUGUCACAGGUGUAUUGUUUCUAUACGUUUGGUAUUCAUUUGUCGUGUUUAAAUUCCAAUCCAAAUGUUUAUUAAUAUUCAUGCACGCGUUACGUUACCAAUUUUAUUAAAUCGGAUAAACAAAACAUAUUUAGAUUUGCUUUAUUUUCUUAACUUCAUAUCUUUUGUGAUUGAUACAUAUAAAAAUAUGUAGGCAAAUUGAAAUGUAAAUGGAAUUCAUGGAUCUCUUGGGUGAAAACUACACAUACCAGUUUAACAACAAUAGUAAUUUGGUAAGGAGCGAGUCGGUCAGGGGCAAAAUGGCACGGCGAUGAGUUGACCUGACAUUAUUACACCAAGAAUCAGACUUGGGAAGAAUUUUUAAGGCAUGGAAUGCUUUUGUCACCCAUUUUCAAAGUGUUUGGGCAUUCUAAUAAACGAAUGGUCUAUUAGAAAACAAUUCCACGCAUUGAAAAAAAUACAUUGUAAUUUGUAGUCCAUGAAGGGGAGGGUGGAACAUAUUAUCCCAACUCGAGUGUUGAAAAAAGUACCCAAAUUUUGUACUGUGUUACAAAGGCAGAUUUGUUAAUUAUCUUUGUGAAUAGUCUCUCUCUCUCUCUCUCUCUCUCUCUCUCUCUCUCU